GGGAGUACGGGGACUGGGAAGAGCGAGUGAAGCAGGGCGCUGGCGGGGGUGAGCGUACACCGCACGGGGUGCGCACCGGGGCUACACGUGUGCCCCGUGGAAGGGCAGCCCUGCACGGACGGGGGGGUGCCUGCACACCCGUGGGGCCACACGCCGGGGGACGGUGCAACCCCCGGUGCCGCCGGGCGUGCCCGGGUCUGGCGGCGGCCGCGCAGCGCCGGUACCGGGGGCGGCCCCCAGACCGUGGCGGGGCGGGCGCGGCGGAUGCACCGCCUUCCCGGGCAGCGGGGCCCGCCCGCUCGGGCCUUGCCUGCUGAGGCCUGGCUGCGCCGGGAAGAAGGGGCGAUGGAGGCGGCGGGCAGCGGGGGACCGGCGGCGGCGGCAGGGGGAGGCGCAGGGAUCGCCCUGCACGACUUCAGCGGGCGGCUGGGCGAGCAGCGGGUGCACUUCCACGCCAUGCGGCUGCGGGACUCGCUCUUCCUCUGGGUGGGCGCCGCGCCCGCCCUCGCCAGCCUGGCUGUCGCCAUGUGCAGCCCACGGGACAGCAUCCCGGUGGCCGCCUCGCUCCUGGGGGACCCCUCCGACACCGCCUCCGCCUGUCUGGCCCAGCGCUUGGCCAGCAAGACCAAAAAACAGAUAUUUGUCAGCUACAAUCUUCAAAACACAGACAGCAGUUUCACCUUACUCAUAGAAAACAGGAUCAAAGAAGAAAUGAUGGCUUUUCCAGAGAAGUUCUGACUUGGCUUCAUUGUAAAAUAACCUGAAGUUUUUGUUUUAGAAAAACCAGUCGCAAUUUUCACACUGACAUUAAGUUACUAUAUUUGUUUUAUAUUGUUUUGAUUGAAUUUGAAGUUGUUAUUAAAUACAGAUGGACAUAAAUACAGUUGGAACCUGAAAUUUAUUAUUUUUUUUUAAAUUUACUACCCUGUUAAGUAGGGAAUAGGUGAGUAGAGUAGAAAAUAU
Strigops habroptila (Kakapo) is the source of this 963-nucleotide messenger RNA. RefSeq names its product proteasome assembly chaperone 4 (gene PSMG4). The transcript is spliced from 3 exons. Bases 265 to 738 code for a protein of 157 amino acids. Gene Ontology annotation, biological process: proteasome assembly. The record is from RefSeq and is a predicted model, not a curated record. Lineage: Eukaryota; Metazoa; Chordata; Aves; Psittaciformes; Psittacidae.